AUGAUUUUAUUAUCAGGUUUGACUCUCUUCUUCAUUUCGAUUUCCAUGGAUGUACAAGUCGGUGAAGCAGCACAGCAGCCCAAGAAGGAUGUUUAUUCGGUAUGGGCGCUUCCGCCGGAAGAUGUAACAGAGAGGCUGAAGAAACUGAUGGUCGGUCUGCGAUCGGAGUUCGGAGGACCUGAGUUUGAGCCGCAUGUGACUGUUGUCGGAGCUAUCAGCUUGACGGAGGAGGAGGCGCGUGACAAACUCAAGAAGGCUUGUGAGGGUUUGAAAGCUUAUAACGCCACCGUUGAGAAGGUUGCGACGGGAACUUUCUUCUAUCAGUGUGUGUUUUUGUUGCUUCAUCCCACGACUGAGGUCAUGGAGACUGGUGCACACUGCUGGAAUCAUUUUGGCUACAAGAGUUCAACUCCUUAUAUGCCACAUUUGAGCAUCCUUUAUGCAGAUUUAACCGAAGAAGAAAAGAAAAGAGCUCAAGAGAAAGCCAAUGUUCUUGAUGAAAGUGUUAAAAGCUUGAAGUUCCCAAUAUCUCGUCUUGCUUUAUACAAAACAGAUACAGAAGACAAAACCCUAAAAUCAUGGGAGAAGGUGACUGAAAUCACUCUCCAAUGAACCUUUUAACUGUUUGCUCUUUAAUAAUCAUUUCAAAUCACAAUUCCACAAAGUUUGUAACUUGUAUAUUUGUACCAUUACUCUGAAUAAUUUCCACUUUCUUGUUCCUUAUAUUGUCAUUUUUUCUAAACAUUGUACUUCAAAAAAUCUACCC
Molecule: messenger RNA, 766 nt
Organism: Lactuca virosa
Lineage: Eukaryota; Viridiplantae; Streptophyta; Magnoliopsida; Asterales; Asteraceae
Source: the annotation of a GenBank genome assembly